Molecule: messenger RNA, 5963 nt
Organism: Myzus persicae (green peach aphid)
Lineage: Eukaryota; Metazoa; Arthropoda; Insecta; Hemiptera; Aphididae
Gene: flz
Product: mucin-5AC
Exons: 7
Coding region: 733-4383 (1216 amino acids)
Biological process (GO): proteolysis
Molecular function (GO): serine-type endopeptidase activity
Source: RefSeq, a predicted model, not a curated record
UACACUCGGCGGCGCGGUUCAGUUCAAGGUUUCCCAUUUCGGAGAGUUCAAGGCAUAUAUAUAAUAAUAUAAAAAUAAUAAUAUUAUAUACAUGUCAUACGCGUGCCUCGUAAACCGCCCGCCCUACUGCCUCAAUACCUGAUAAUAUAAUAUCACGGUGGUCGGCCCCUCCCCCCGGAAAAAUCGUCAUCGCCCGUCGACGGGAUUUUUAUUCUAUCGUCACUAGCCGGCCGGCCGCUGUACGAUCCGCGCUCCGCUCCGUUCCGCUCCGGACGCGUAAAUAAUAAUAUAUUAUAGCUGAUACGAUAUUUUAAUACUACGUUAUUACGUCUGUAAUACACCGACAGCGCGAGUUGUCCGCCGGUUUUUUCGAGUCUUGCGGUUCGGUUCUGGACCUCCGUCGUCGAUUCGAUUCAUUGAUUUAUUUUGAAAACAUUUUUCAAUUUUUCGAUUUUUUUUUUGUUUUUCCAAAGUUUUCCCCUACCAACCGGCCCGCCCCUGCGCCACCGACAGAUCCAAGCUGUCUCAAAACUAUACAGUGGUGACAGUCGGAGCGAACAGCCCCGCAUCGUCGCUCGGAAACAAAAGAAAAUCGUCUGUGAACGACGGGAAAACAUGAACAAAAUCACGUGAGAUCACCCGGCGCACUGCAAUUAGAUCGCGGAUCCUCGUGCAGUCGAUUCCUUCCGAUCCCAUACAAAUUGGAGCACGGUGACUGAAUGAUACCUCAGCAUGUCCCAGGAUCGCAUGACCGCUCUUCGGCUGCUGUCGUACUGUUGGCUGACCGUAAUGUUGCAACCCAGCACUUUGGCAUUUAACGUCGUCUACAACAAGGAACAGUCAUCGUCUUCUUCGCUUCAGUCAUCAGAUUUCUACCAAACUGGCAGCAGAAAAUUUGGCGGAUAUCGUAUCGUGCCCCGCGCGUGCAAAGACGACACUCAUCCGUACAAGAACGAUGCAUCCGUCACCACCCCCACCGGAACUGGAACCGGAACAGGAGUGUGCAUGUUCAACUACGAAUGCACCCAACUGGGAGGCUCGGUAGUCGGAUCUUGCGUGGACGUGUUCCUGUUCGGCGCAUGUUGUCGGCUGCCGGCCGGUGUAAAAGUGCCCGCCGCGAUCGAGCACAGUGCGUCGACGGCCCCAGCCGCCACCGCCGCGACACCCGGCCCGCACCACAACGAUCUGCCGCCGCUGUCGUUCCAACAGCCGGUGGCUGACACCAUACUGAUGCACCGUAACGGGUCAGCGGUGCAAAACACAUAUAGGCCGGACGACCUGUUCGGUAACUUCACGGCCAUGAUGCAGGCCCACCGCGACCGGUUACCGCAGGCGUCCGACAUGACGGACGUCGUGCAGCAGUACACCACUGACGGCGGUUACCACCAGUACAAUCAUCACCAAAACCGACCACUGCCGUUUGCCGGAAACAAGAUAACGUCCAAAGUGGAUUACGGUGACACGGCCACUGUCAAGCUGCAGACAUCGCAGUCGCCACCGUAUUCAUCAUCGUCGUCGUCGCCGGUGUCCAAGUCGACGGACUCGGUGCCGAACAUCCGGAAGACGACGCCGUCCGCGGCCACUGUCCAGGCGACCACGUCCAAACAGGGUUACGGUGGUGCGCACCACAACCAUCACAAACCCCAACACCCGUCGGCCGCCGACGACUAUUACGACAACAUGGUGCUGAUACCCACACUGACGGUUAAUGACCCAAACGUCAAGGAAAACAACUCCAUCCACCACAUACUGUCCAUACUCAACUACACUCCGCCCUCGCCGGACAGGAAUAACGUUGACCCGAUGGACGCUUCACCGUCGUACCACCAUAUGCAGUCGAGUAGCCCACCACCUUCUCUACCGCCCGCUCUAUACACGUGGGGCUCGAUCGACGGCGAUUCCAAGUCACCCGGUUACGGGGCGUCUACGUUCCCGGUCACCAGGCCCUCGUCCACCAUCUAUUCAUCGACGCCGGCACAGCAGCAUUACGACUGGCCAACCAGCUAUUACGGAUCGACACCAUCCACCACGACUACCACAUCCAGCCACCACCUGCCGGGACCGCACUUCCAUGUUCUGUCCACCACGACCACGGCCAAGCCGCUCGAACAGGUCGCACCCACCGUCAUAGUCCUUAGCCCAGCCAACGAUUCGAAAAAUCCCAACAACAAGUACACCACGCCCUCGUCUACGGUGUACACGGCCGCCUCGUACCGUCCACCACCCUCGUCGCACGUCAAACCGUCGCAGAGCAUCAUCGUGACGGGCAAGCCGUCGGUGAGCGCCGCGUACACAACCACGGCUACCUAUCAUCAUCCUCAACACCAGCACCAGCAGGACGCGGCUUUCGUGCCGGUCAGCUCGACCACGAUGGCUGACAAAUAUUACAACGCCAAUUACCAACCGACCACCGGCAUACACACAUCAGCCAAGCCGCUGGUAUCCACCAACUAUGGUCACCGGCCGUCGUCGACGACGACCACCACCACCACAACAACUACCGGGCCACCGCCGACGCUCAGCAGUUCAUUGCACCACGACGCCGGCACCAACAACAACGUGUUCACCACGGUCAUAACGUCGGUGAACCAUCAAUACCACAAGUACCAACCGUCAGCUGCGGGUAAUGGAGGCUCGGGCUCUCAUUCGACGGCAAAGCCGGUGGUGAACGACGGUGGCGCGGUGGCCGUACUGUCGUCAGGUGGCGGCUAUAGACCGACGUCCACCGUCGACGACGAUUACCCGACACCCGUAGUGACGCCUGCAACGCAGGUGUUCAUUACCGCCUCCGACGUGCACCACCUACAGCAGCACCACAUCCAGCAGCAGCUGCACCAUCAUUUGCAGCACCACACGUCGUCGUCCUCGUAUCCGGUCACCUCGGUGCACGGGUCCACUGCCGACGAUGACGUGGGCGCCGUUCCAUUCAACUCCACCGACACGUUUGCUUUCCCGCCGGUCCGUGACCCCAACGUCAACCUGACCGCAGCCUCGCAACAGGAGAAACCGGAUGUGACCGUCGUCGACUCAGCCGGCGACUACGAUGCCGACGCUGAACCCAACCCUCAGCUAACGGUCGACGACAACCUGGACGAUAAGGUCCACCUGUUCGUCGAGAAGGUUGUCCAAUCGUUACAGGGCAAUUUCGAGGACCUGGAAAAGGUCCUACUGUCCGGCGACCCGUCGUCGUCCAACAUCACCAUCGGUAACGACGACCCAGCUGGCUGGCCGACUAAGAAGCCCGCGACCGCUGCGCCGACGGCCGCUACACCUACGAAGAAACCGGCGAAACCGGCUGCCGCCAAGCCGACGAAACCGUCACCGCAGCCCGUCAAGUGGACUUCCACCACGACUUACCGGCCGACGCCGAUCGUCAAUUCACUGCUAGACUCCGCCCCGUACCUAGAGUUGACCACUGUAUCCAGGCCUACCAAGUACCCGACUCUGCUCACCCCGGUUCAGCUGUUCCAGCCCACCACGUACGCCACGGACAACAAGCGGCCGACCAAGCUGCCUGUCAAGCAUACCCCUUCCACGACGGUCGUGCUGGACACGCUCAAUGUUGACCACGACUAUCACACCACCGCUGAACCGGACUACAGAAAAACGUGCGGAGUGCGGCCUUUGGUGAGGAAAAGCGGUCGGAUCGUCGGUGGAACGGGUUCGACAUUCGGCGAAUGGCCAUGGCAAGUGUUGGUGAGGGAAGCUACAUGGCUGGGGCUUUUCACCAAGAAUAAAUGUGGUGGCGUGUUGAUCACUCAGCGACACGUCAUAACUGCCGCCCACUGUCAACCCGGAUUUUUGGCGAAUCUGGUGGCCGUUUUUGGCGAGUACGACAUCAGUGGUGAGGUCGAGUCGAAGAGGAGCAUCAGCAAAAACGUCAAACGCGUCAUCGUCCAUCGGCAAUACGACGCGGCGACUUUCGAGAACGACAUAGCCCUGCUGGAGCUCGAGUCCCCUGUCAGCUAUGACCAACACAUCGUGCCAAUUUGUAUGCCGGACGACGAGGAUGACUUCACGGGACGCAUGGCCGUGGUCACUGGAUGGGGACGGUUGAAAUACGGAGGUGGAGUUCCAAGCAUCCUGCAAGAAGUGCAAGUUCCUAUAAUUGAAAACCAAGUGUGCCAGGACAUGUUCGAGACAGCAGGACAUACGAAGUCUAUACUUAGCAGCUUCUUGUGCGCCGGUUACGCCAACGGACAGAGGGAUUCUUGCGAGGGCGACAGUGGCGGGCCUCUGAUGAUCGAAAAGGACAACGGCCGAUGGACACUGAUAGGCACAGUGUCACAUGGCAUCAAAUGUGCCGCGCCGUAUCUGCCGGGAGUCUACAUGAGGACCACGUACUACAAACCGUGGCUGCAGACAAUCACGGGCGUACAGUAGACACAUCGCCGACGAAUCGUCAACACUAUUAUCGUUAUUGUUGUUUGUUGUUGUUGUUGUUGUUGUUGUUGUUGAUGUUGUUGUUGUUAUGAUUUUGUGGUCGUACCGUUAUACGGUAGAAUAUAAUAUUAUGUAGAAUAAAAUAUAUAUCCCGGACCCCUCCCCAUAUGUCAGCAGUCAGCACAUCACCACGUAUCAUCACACAUCGUAUUAUAAUCUUAUAAUAAUAAUAUUGGUGAUCAAUUAAUAUGGAGAUUUAUAUCUCGCCCACCGUGCGUGCACACAUUAUACAUUCAAUGUUGACCAAGUUACCUUCUAAACAUAGGCUAGGAUCAGGUUACUCUGUACAAGUGUACACUAGGAAAAAAGUUACUACAAAAUUAAUUAUUACUAAAUACUGAUAGGCAACUAUAUUUACUCAAUGAAAUUAUUAGGCUAGACACUUUAACAAUGAAAAGGAAUACUUUACAAAACGAGUUAAACAAUUUAUAACUACACGCUUCAAUUUGUUUCUUAGUUUAACAUUAAUAAAACAUUUAAACUUAAAAACAAAGAUAUUUUCAACAUUAUAAUUAACAUUUAUUUAUUUUUAUUUUUAAAAUGUAUAUUCAAAAUUCGUAUCACUUAAAAUAAUUUUUUAAAAACAAAUAAAAACAGAGCAAUUAAUGAACUUGAAUACCAUGUUUACCGACUGUAAUUGAAAAUGAUAAUGUUUUUAUAAUAUUUUAAAAAUAUUAUAGUUUUCUUAAUCAUUUUCUGCCUUUUCUCAUAUAAUAUGCUAAUAAUAUUUAAAAUGUAAUAUUUAUUUUGUGUGUUUUCAAACGGUAUAUCAACAGUACUAUCAAUACGCAUUACUCAGAACUACUUUUAAAAAUUGAUUUCAUUACAAUAAAUCGAGCAUAUUCCUCGUUUCAAAUUGUUACUAAAGUAGAUUCUGUUCUGUUAUACAAAAAACAAUAUUUUCUUUAAAUCUAGUAGAUAACGAGUAAUUUAAGUUUAAUGUCACAACUCAAUGCUGAAUCUAUAAUUUGUAUGUAUGUAUGUAUAUAUGUAUGUGUAUGUGUAUGUGUAUGUGUAUGUGUAUGUGUAUGUGUAUGUGCAUGUGUAUGUGUAUGUGUAUGUGUAUGUGUAUGUGCAUGUGUAUGUGUGUAUGUAUGUGUGUGUGGGAGUAUAGGUGUAGAGACUCCUCCGGUGACCACAUAAGGCCUAUGAUGCAGUGAAGUGUGCAGCGUGUGUAUAUAGAUAGAGGGACUUUCGUGAAAAAUGUCGUCGCCCUUCGACCACAAGGAACCAGCUGAGGAAAACUAACCUGAUGGGAGGGUAUGUGGAAACAGAAUGAAAAUGAAAAAUACAGACGCUUUGCUGAUAGUAAUAGUUUGUUUGUAUCUUAAAUAUACGAGGUUGCAAUAUCAUAACAACUGACAAAUGUCUCUAUUUUACCCCUCCGACGAUUUGUACUAUUAUUCUCAUCGUUUCGAUUAUUUUCGAUGAUUUCCCACUAGUGCAUGACGUGAUAAUCGUAUCAAAGACGAGUAUGUAAACAUUAUACCCGUUCAAAUAAAACAUUAUCAUAGUAAUCA